UUCCCCAUGCUCUUUUCAUCAAUUUCCACUCCUUUUUAAGUCUUUUUUUACCUGAUUUUUGUUGUAUGAACCAUCCCCAAAGUCCAAUACUUCGCAUCGACGCACCGCCUACAUGAGAUAAUACCACAAAAAGCACAUAGCUUAUAGCCAACUAUGGUUGUUGUCCAGGACUUGCUCUGGGCUUUCUCUAUCUUUUCUCUUGUUUGGUACUUUCUUCAAGGUCUCUUCAGGGUCAUUUCCAUGGCCCUGAGCCUCAACUCUCCCCCUUGUCCCUCUCCCUCGUGGGCUUCCAGAAGUUUCAUCGACCGUUUAGGCGAGUGUUUGGUGGCGGAAGAGUGUUCUCAUGAGACUGGUUUUCCGAGCAAGAGGCGGAGAGGGGAGAAGGGUUUGCAUGAAAGUACUGAUAUCAUGCAGAAAAUCAGCCUAGGUUGUGGGGUGCAGGAGGAGGGGGAGGUUAAGAAGGGCUCUGUGAAGGUGAGGAAGAGGCCUGCUAGGAUCGUUGUGCCCGAGUUCUGUCCGGGUUUUGAUCAGUUUUGUGAAAGGGGUGGGAGGUUGGAGGAGAAGGAGAUUGAGGAGGAAGGGAGAGACUACUGUUUGGCUAGCAAGAAGGGGAAGAGGGAGGUCAUGGAAGAUGGAUAUGGAGUCAUGGUUGACAUCCAAGGGGACCCCCAACAGGCAUUUUUCACUGUGAUUGAUGGGCAUGGAGGGCGGGCUGCAGUCGAUUAUGUUGCAGAAAAUUUAGGAAAAAACAUUGUGAAAGCCCUUGAAAAUAUUGAGGAUUCAAAACAUGGUGAUAAUCAACUACAACAAGCCAUCCACCGAGGCUACCUAGUCACAGAUGAGGGGUUUCUUAGUAAGGAUGUGAGCAGUGGGGCUUGUGCUGCAAGUGUGCUGUUGAAGGAUGGAGAGUUGCAUGCAGCAAAUGUUGGUGAUUGUAGGGUAGUUUUGAGUAGGAAUGGCGUCGCGGAGCCCUUGACGAACGAUCAUCGUCUUUGUAGGGAAGACGAACGAUCUCGGAUUGAGAAUUCUGGUGGCUAUGUACAUUGUAUCAAUGGAGUUUGGAGGGUUCAAGGAUCGCUUGCGGUUUCUAGGGCUAUCGGAGACCUGCAUUUGAAAGAAUGGAUCAUUUCUGAACCAGAGAUUAAGAAACUUCAUUUGACAUCGGAUUGCAAGUUUUUGAUCAUGGCUUCUGAUGGAUUGUGGGAUAAGGUGAAUGAUCAAGAGGCAGUAGAUUUGGUUCUAGGAGAGAAAAAUCCAUUACAGUCUUGCAAGAAGCUUGUAGAUUUAUCUACUAACAGAGGCAACAAGGAUGAUAUUACAGUCAUGAUGAUCAACCUUCAAAGAUUCAUUAAACUUGGAAAUUGAUCGCGUUUUUUCAUAAUUUCUUCCUCAUUUACCCUCUGUAGAUGAAUUCAUCAUCCUUUAAGAAAGGAUGAAUAUUAGAAAAUGGUUAGAGGGAUACAGAAUUUAGAAUAAUGCAGGGAGAUAGGCAUAUGGGAUAGAAUAAUUUUUUGUACACUUUGAUUUGGUUUAAACUUAAUGAUUUAUUUAUUUAUUUAUUUAUUUAUUUAAAUCUUAUGGGUAUUGUCUUCAUUUAUUCUUCAAUGGGUUCAUGUAUGAAAUUAAUAAUACAAAAUAUGCAUUA
This is a messenger RNA of Vitis riparia (riverbank grape), 1645 nucleotides long. RefSeq names its product probable protein phosphatase 2C 2. The record is from RefSeq and is a predicted model, not a curated record. Gene Ontology annotation, molecular function: protein serine/threonine phosphatase activity. The coding region runs from base 154 to 1365 and encodes 403 amino acids. Lineage: Eukaryota; Viridiplantae; Streptophyta; Magnoliopsida; Vitales; Vitaceae. The transcript is spliced from 5 exons. Gene Ontology annotation, biological process: protein dephosphorylation.